This is a messenger RNA of Pocillopora meandrina, 21676 nucleotides long. Lineage: Eukaryota; Metazoa; Cnidaria; Anthozoa; Scleractinia; Pocilloporidae. The record is from the annotation of a GenBank genome assembly.
AUGAAGCUUUUUAAGUUAUGGGUCCAUCAGCAAAACUUCAGCGAGGAUGAUCUCAUACUAAAUCCAAAGGAAUUUCCGAAUGAAAAAGAAGGAGACAUCUUGGAGAUCUAUCAUCCAGAUGAAGAUAACACUCGUCUUUUGCUGCAGAUUAAAUCGAUUAACCCCGAAUUCCAACAGAAAGAUACAAUCAGCAUCGAACAGUCUGUGGCUAAUUUCUUCCAGUUGCGAACUUACUGGGAUGUGGAGGUCACCAAAGUCGAACCAAAAGAUGUGUUUGUGGAUAUGGUGGAACUUUUGUUUAAAGACCAGUUCGUCACGAGGAGCGAAAUGUGGAGAUUUUCCAAACAGCUUGUUGGCUCGUGUGUAUAUAUCACCAAGAAGUUGUCACACUUUGGGGUGCGAGCUCAGGUUAUGGAGAUCUGGACCAAGGGAGAGAAGGUGUCUUGUGGAGUGAUAUCUAAUGAUACCAGGGUAAGCAGAAGGGUAGGAGGAGAUGGGGCUGGGUGGGUGGAGGAGCAGAAAAAGGGUGGAGAGGAUUAAAGAAGGCAUGAGGCCAUCCCCAUGCCCUAAUUUGAGAAGGGAAGUUUUCUUAGGGAGGAACAUUGGCCCACGUGCUCCAAAUUUGGCUGGUUAUCGAUCUUAGUUGGGGUGGAAACAUGAGACAAAUUUACUCUAAAGCUGGAUUAAAUGGGGGCCUAUAUAAACGAUAGCAAGGCUAGGACAAAACACAGAGAGCUAUGUUCCCCACUCUUUCUGAGAAGUGAAUGGAUUCUCUUAUGCCCCCAUGCAAACCAGUUCGGAGAAGAUACAGGAGAUAGUGCCUAUGCUUUAUCAUCCUUAUUGGAGAAGACUAGAAUGUCUUAAACCAUUUGUGGAUGUCAUUGUAAAGGCAGCAAAUUCUCUUUAGUUAUUAUUAAACUCAGAGUGUUGGUCUGGUCUGGGGCUUGAACCUUUGCCCUCCUGCACAGCAGUCUGGUUUAAGGGUAACAGUAAGAAUGGCAGUCCUCUUUAAGGGUUUUUAAAAUUUUUUGUAUUUGUUUUUGUGCAUUGCUAUUCAACUCUCCCCUGUUUACUUUAAACACUGAUCAUCCCUACUGGACAACAGUCAUUAUUUGUCUUUCCUAUUUCAGGUGAUUUUUAGAUCAAGUAGCACAAAGAUGUAUUUAUUCAUUCAAAUGAGUAAAGAAAUGUGGGACUUUGACUUCAAUGGAGACCUUUAUAUUGAAAAGGCAAUCAAUGGAUUUUUUUAUGAAUUGUUUACCAAAUGGAAGGAGCUGAAAGCCCACCAUGAUGUCAGUAUUAUUCUUUUUUCAAGAACAUUUUACAAUGCACAGUCUCUUGGUAGGUGAUGUUUCUAUUGCACUGUAUCUCUUUUCAUUAAGGGAACUUCAUUUUAGAGGUGGCUCAGUCUAGUAAACAGAAAAAGAUUUGAUCAUUGAAUUAAUAUUAUCAGAUCCUUUACCCUAAGUAGGGAAUAACUUGGGAUCCUGAUGCUUUUUGACUAAGUUAGUAUUUGUUACCUUCCUAUACAGAGGACAUUGCCAUUGCUUCUUAGGAUAUUUGAUUCCUACUAUGUAGGAAGGAAGGUCUUAAAAAUAAAGAGAGAUUGGGAAGGAAACCUUCCAUAGGACAGUAGUCAUACAGUAAUCUUUUAGUCAAUAUGCCACAAAUGAACAGUUCCAAUAACUCACUUAGAAAGGACUUAGAAAAUGAGUGGGUGACUAAAUGACCAGGGUACUUAGCUUUCAUUUUUUAGUUCGAGGAACCGCAAUGUUUCUGACCUGAAUUUUACAGUUUAUAAAAAAAAUGAAAGUUGCAUAAUAACAGUCAGUAUGUGCACCGGCUAAACUGCAGAAUACCCGGCCACUUUGGUCCGCCUCACUUACAUGUGUUGGGAGGCUUUGAAGAUCGAGGCAUAACACAAUAGACGCUAUUCUUAUUCAAUGACAUGUAAAUGAGUGGCUGGGUAUUCUGCAGUUGCUCCCGUGCGCCAACACUACCCAGCUGACAUGCAAACAUCCCCUUUUUUGCAUUCUGGCCACUCAAAAAGUGGGGUAAGAGCAAAGCAAAGAGAUGGAGAGUUCCCUCCACUACCCACCCCCCCCCCCCCAGGAGACAAAAAUACCUCUUCAAAAAUAUCAAUGUCUAGAUUAACAGACAAAUAUUCUUUUGAUUUACAAUUGCAGAGGAAUUUCCCUUAGAAGCUCAAGGAUGUAUUCGAAAGGAUCCUUACGGACGGUUUUAUGAAGAUUUCUACCAAGUUGUUGCCUUAUCAGACAGCUGUGAUGAUUGGAUCCCUAUGCUGGUCACUCUGAAGCACUGCUUUAACCAAUAUCCAAAAUUCUCAAACUGUUGUGAUAAGCUUAAAGGCACCAAAAUCAAGGGGCAAAAUUCCAGCUCCUACGAGGGAAACUUUCUAGAAGCUAUCAACUUGGCGAUGAAUGGUAAGUGAUAAUGGAAACGGUAGAGACAUGUCCGAGGGUACCUGUUACAUUUCUCUUGAGCUGUACUUUGUGCUUUCGCAUGCGUUUCCCAUCUGGCUUGAUGACUCUGUUUUGCCAUGUGAUAUCUUAAAUUUCCUAAAACAUAAAAGACAUAUAUCAGUACUUAUGAAAGUUCCCCUUACAACACGGUCUGGGUGGCAAAAAGGCUCAAUUUCUGUGUCUGCGUCCGCUUGAUAGCAGUGUCCAUUGAAUGAAGAUUCGUUCUUAGGGCUCUGACGAAGGGCUGACGCUCGGAUAGUGAGCUUUAGAAACUCUUUACGGUGGCCAAUGUACACUAUCGGCUCAGUUGAUUAAACCAAAUUAUCUUGUUAUACCCGUCAUCGACACAGCACUACAGUUUCUUUUUAAGUUUACUCCCUUUAUUCAUUCGUUCUUGAGCCGUUAGAGUUGUGUGAGUAAAUUGUGAAGGUAAUGACGUGAUGGGAAAAAAAAUUGAGAGAUCGAGGUUUAGGUUGGAGUUAACGACAGCCGCAAGACGCAUUUCGAUCGAGUGUCUCGCAUACAAAACCAAAGUAAUGAAAACUGCGAAUCAGAACAGCUGAAGGAAAAUAAUAAUGAUCAGGAGCCGAAGAGAACUCAAAGUAAGAGCAAGAAAACUUUCUGAAGCGCGGGAAAAUGUGAAUGACGAGCAGUGACUGGUGUCCGUUUUCCAUCUUAUUGGUCGAGAGACCGGUGCAAGUUUUUUAGAUCAUUAGAUCAAUCACAGAGAAAAGUAGAGUGAACUCAAUGCAAGCCUUGAUUACUUUCUGUUUCAAUACCUGGCUGGUAAUUUCUCAUUUUAUUUUCACUAUUUUUCGUUUCAGCUUUUGAGAGGCAUCAUAUCGAUCGCAACUUUGGUCGUACUGGUCAGACGGUUAUCAUUGUAGCACCUGGGUCCGGAGUGUUUGAGGUGGAUAGAGAAGUGACCAGCAUAACUAAACAGCGUCUUCUGGAUAGUGGUAUGAUAAAGUACACUUCCAUCGUAACAAUCUCUCUUUCAUAGGAUCUGUUAAUGGAGCUCUUUCAAAAUUCUAAAAAGUCACGUUGAAUGGCCAGGAAACUAUGAAAUAGUACUUUGUUAAAGUAGGAUAAGACGGCAGAGGCAAAAAAAAACUAAAGAAUUAUGAGUAUAGUUUUAGAUGGAAGUGAUUAACCCAAAUUGCGAAUGAUGAAAUUGAAAUUUAGAGACCAAGUUUUUCAAAAUACACAGGUCCUGACGGAGCUCCUUCAAGCACUUGUCACAAUAGUUUAUGUCUUUUUUGCAACUUAAAAAAUUGACAGUAGAUUGGAGUUAGCUUCAACGUGAUGGUUUGGUUAAGAUAGAGUGCAUUAAGUCAAGUUUACUUGCACUGAUCUAACCAAGGCCUUUUGGUAAUAUAGAUCAUUCAUGAGAUCCUUCCUAAUUGUGCAUUUCGUCUCACACUGGAUCAUUUUAUGGCUCUUCCCCCUGAAGAUGCCGUCCGAUCUAUAUAUUUUUAUUUCAAUCAAGGCUGAAGACAGACUUCUAAGCAAGUUGACAAACUGCUUUGCAUUUCCUAUUUUCAUUUUCUUUUAAUAUUUUGUAAUUUUAAUACCAAUAUUUGUUGUUUUUUGUCAACUCUUUUGAAAUAUCUGCCCACUAUGUUGAUUCAAAUUCCUCAUCAUCUCGUUAUCAUUCUCGUUAUUAUUUUAACGAUCAUAAAUUUACUUUCUAUUUAUAAAAGAUAAUCAGUAAAAGUUGGUAGGAUUAAAGGAUAUUAAUCUGGUUGUGACUCCCAUUUAGAUAUUCCGUCUGUUGUCUAAUUAAUUCAAGGUAUUACGUUGUACUUGAACGCAAGAUAGCAAUUUUAAGUCGAGUGUUCAAAGACUAAAACGAAAUUAGUCCUAGCGACCAAACAGAACAAAGGUUUACAUUAUCAUCGGCCAAUGAGAACUCAAAGUUAAAAACAAGCAAACUGCUCGAAGCGCGGGAAAUGACGAAGUUGUGCCGGAUUGUUUUUACUUUUGCAUCUGAUUGGUUGAGAGGAUGGCGCGGGGUUUCUGGAUCAAUCACAGAGCAAAGUUAAGUAAAACCAAAGUAAUUCCGGAUUAUACUCUCGAAACUCAAUUGAAAAUUGCUCUUAUCGAGUCAAAGAAUUUGUAGUUGUUCAGGGGUCACUUACUGUACAUAACGUUAUGUCACUAGGUGUGUCGAUCGACCUUGUGUGUCUUGCUGAACAGCCGCUUCACACUGUACCUCUUUUCAAGUUCUUUAACAAGACACUUGGCCUCAGAGACAACGACAUUGGAGAUGAUUAUAACAUUCCUCACUGGAUGAAUCACAAUUUCUACACUUCACCAAAGACAAGGAAUAAGCCAGGGAACGUUGCACCUCGUAUAAAAAUACCUGAAGCUAUUUUGAAUUCACUUGGAAAAAACGGUGAACACGAAGAAGGUUAGUUCCCAUUACUGCUGUUUGCUGCUAGUAAAAUUUUCGCGUAGCACUGAGAUACAGACUGUUUGUUCAGUGAAUAUUUGCAAAAAUAAUAAUCUUCUCCACUGCGUAAACCGAGGACUGUGCUCAACAAGUUGAGUUAUUGCCAUAUGGUAAAGUUUGCGUCUUUGAAAUUACACUCAAAUUUCUGCCGGAGCACGGUUUUUUUUGGUGUUUGUUUAAGUUCUUAUGAAUAUCCUCAUAAAAGGUAGUAGUUGUUCAUCAUCGUCAUCAUUGUAUGGAGCGGAGUAUAUUGGUAUAUAUCACACGAGUGACUAGUGCUUUUUGUGCGCGCUGAUUGGCUUGUUCGGAAGUGAAAGUGAGUAAUAUUCUCCUCCAGGUAGAUGAAGAGACAAAAUCGCGUGUGGAGAGUUCAGCUUCCGACCAUUUUUCGGUAUAUCGACAAAAGUGAAACACUUUUUUUUGUUUCUUGGUGUUACAUACUAAAACACUAACUCACCUCAGCGUCAGUGAAAGUGGUGGAUAUUUACUCCUACUUCGGUAAAUAAUUGUGAACUACCUUAUUAGUUGAUGCGUAAGUAGACACCUGAUAGAGCGAACAAUCGGAACAGUACGACCCAUUUCCGAACGAAAGGGUUAACGCUCGGAAAGUCAGCUUUGAAACUCUUUAUGGUGGCUAAUUUAUAUUACCAACUCCCGAGUUGAUGAAACCAAAUUAUUUUGUUAUCCUACGCCACCUACGCAGGACCAGAAACCUACUUCCUUCAGUCAUUUCAGAAUUGGUUACAUUGCGACAGAAACGAUGAUUUUUGUUCUUGUAUUUUUGUUCUCUCACCUAAGCGUACAGCAAUUUUGCUAAACACUGCAAGACAGAAGUGGGAGACAGCCAGCUCGCAGAUCGGGUGGAUUAUGACGAAUAUGACGCCAAAGUAUUCAGGAAUCCGCUUACUCACUCCACUCUGAAGGGCUGGGCACCCGGAGGCACGACCUUCAGACGAAUACGAAGUGCUCUUGACAUGCAGCGAGUGGCUAAGUCAAAAGAAGAACCUAUUUUCCGCCGUGUUUCCUCGCCUCCCAGAGGGGUUUCGUCUUACGAGGACAUGGAGAUUUCAGCUUCUUUUAGUACCUUUACGGUAAUUCAUUCAAGCUUUUACUGUAUUUAGGAUCUUGCCUGGUUAAAGUUUUCAAUAUAUGGAAUUACUCUGUGUGGAAAAGUUUGGAAAAAGAAUGGAAAAAUGUUUACGAACGUUCCGACAUUCUCUGUCAAUCGUCGUCAAGGAUGAAAAAUUUUCCCGGCAUGCACUUUUCGCCAUCUCACGGAGAAAAUAACUCAAUUUUAAUCACUUCUCGAUUUUACAGGCUGGUUAAGGAAAUUUCAUACCAUGUUUUCCGUUCUGAUAAAGAAAGACUGACCGAGAAUAUCGGAAAACAACUUUUUAUUCAGUUAUUUCUUGAUUUGUUUGUGCGUUCGUUAUUGCUAUUCUUUCUCUAUUCCAAGAAGCUAGCCGCCUUUAAAGGACAUUAAUGUGUUUUAACUUUUCUUUCAAGGAACGAGAUGCUCCAUCCUUAAAGACCCUGGACAGCAGAGGAACCCUUAUACUGUCUUCAUCAAUGGAGUAUACAUCUCAUGGUGUCCUCGGUAUGUUAUCUCACGUCACUGUUUCUGGCUUCCAUGUGGGAGGCAGAGUAGCUCAAUGGGAAUAAUCUGGGCUUAUAAUAGUAAUAAUAAUGAUAAUUAUGAUAAUGAUAGUAAUAAUGAUAAUAAUAAUGGAUUUGGCAGUAGGUAUUUUCCAAGGUGGCUCUUCUUGUCCACUGUGACCAGACGCGGUAAUUUUCAGAAGUCGUGCGAGCGAUUACUUAAGUGACCGAACGCUGUGCUAGACAUAUGGAUUGUUAUCUGAGCGCGCAUGGCUAAAGUUCAAAUGUUAGUCAGUUUAACUGAUAUCUUAAAAAAAAAUAAGUCCUUUAUCGUGAUGAGUUAUCUCCGAGGGCACUUAAAGUGAGUAUUUAACUACCAGGCGAUCGUGAUAGAGGUAAUUUAACCCACUAGCCUUGAUUUUGUACGUAUUUCCGGCACUCUCCAGGAGUUAUCCUGCAGUCUAAACCUUUUUUAAGUUUUCCCAACUAAAUGAUCUACUUUUUUGAGUCGAAAUGUUCAUUGUCAUCUGAAUAUUAGUUUUUACGUAAUCGGCAAUAUGGAAGAUAAACUAUUUGAAUGCCUUUACAGUUUUGAUGGUUUAUAGAUAACAAAAUGACGGCUGUGCCUUACACAAUUAACAAGAACUCUCUUAGUGAUAUGUUAAUUAGUACAUGAACCUUAGACUUCGUCAGCUAAUCACAACUAUUAUAUAGCAUGUUUCUAGUUACGUUUUUUAACGAAUUAUGAUUUUAAAGUUCUUGGUUGAUCCUCUUCAGAGGUUAUAUAUUCUUUCCCUAAACCAAAUGGUCAUCUGCUGCAUCCUCGGAGCACAGAACUGGGGGUUUUACUGACGAGAGGGAAGAAAAAAGAGCACUCAUCAAUCACAUAUUUCACUACGAAAGCAAAAUUUUAUUUCAAGAUAUGUAUAUCCAUACAUAUGCAUAUAUUUCAACGACUGUAGUGGAAAUCUGAUGUCCUUAGGAGACUUAGGAAAGCGUGCGUAAAAAAUUUUAACGAAGAAAUAAAUAGGUAUACAGUUAUUUACAUGCAAAGAAAGAAAGGUGAAGAGAAUGAAGAUUUAUCAUUAGCUUUGUCAAAAUUUAACAAAACAAUAAGAAAUAUCACUGAAAUUUAUCAGGCAUUAAAACGAUUUUGUUACAUAUGAAACUGAGCUGCUUACCUUCCAAAUCAUUAUGUUCAACAGCUUUAGCUUUAAUCUGAUCAUUCGGCGUCAUGAUGACCUUGUAUGAACACAAGAGUAGCGCGAGGCACGGCUUCACGAUUCUUAGUGAACAUCGAAGUAUCCUUUUAAGAACUUGACGAAUUAUGAAAAUCAUUCUUGGGAUAGAAAUUCUAUGGACGGUUUUUGUUGUUCUUCUCCUAUAGUUCAUGCACACGUUGUUCCAAAGAGAAUAGAUUCAGGCAGAAAACUUCAAAACGACAAAAUUGGAUAUGUCUUUGUUUGAUAAACACACGUAUUCCUAUUGUUAGGAACGCAGACUGAGCAAUGCAGUUUAUGGUUUUUUUGUCGUUCAGGUUCAUGCACACAUUGUUCCAAAGGGUAUCGUGGGAAAUACAGAUGUUCAUGCAAACAACUUAAAAGCCACAUAUUGCAUUUCUGUACGUUUGUUUGAGAAUCGCGUGAUUGUCUUUCAGUCCAUUUCUAACCAAAAUAUCAAUAUUUGCAUUAUGAAGGAAAAAACUCAAGAAUAUCAUUUUAGUUUGGGGCUUACUGUAAUUUGCGAAACGAAACGAAACGCAGACUUUGGUAAUCUAAAAACUAUCAGAAACGUGUUAAGUGGAAAUUAGUCUUCCUUGAAACAACAGUACUCCACUUAAUAGCAUAUCUGGCGUUGACUGGGGUGUGCUCACACAGAUGUGUGACUACAUCUUGCAUAAACAGUUUUUAAGUGGAAAAUUAAUCUCCCUUGAAAUAACAGUACUCCGGUUAAUAGCUUAUCUGGCUUAUCUGUGUGACUACAUCUUGCAUAAACAGUUUCAGUUCGCUGCACCAAUUCAAUCCAUAUCUCAUAUACUUCGUCCAGCUGAGCGUGAAAGUCCUACGAUGUCUUUGUGUUAGAUCAGGCUUUGAAUUAUGCAUAAAAUUUGCAGCCGAGCGUGAACGUUGUACCCAUGUCGUUGUUUUGGAUUAUACCUUAAUGAGGCAUGAGGCAAUGAGAGAAGUGAUUCCGGACACACAGGAACAUUGACAUUGGUUACUGAGCACUGCAAUACUUCACAAAAGUCGAAACUCGAUGUUAUUCAGAAACCACUUCUCUGUAUGUGACGUUGAGCGAAUAACACAGACAAUUAAGACUCUUAAUUGUCUGUGUUAUUCCCAUGUGUCCGGAACCACUUCUCUGUAUGUUAGGUUGAGCAAAUAACACAUACAAUUAAGACUCUUAAUUGUCUGUGUUAUUCCUGUGUGUCCGGAACCACUUCUCUGUAUGUUAGGUUGAGCAAAUAUCACAGACAAUUAAGACUCUUAAUGGUCUGUGUUAUUCCUGUGUGUCCGGAAUCACUUCUCUGUAUGUUAGGUUGAGAUAAUCAGAUAGGAAACCAAGAAAUCUUACUCGAUAUGUUUGCAGUUGAUCGUUCAUUUUGGUAAAAUUUCCGCACAGCCCCAUCCUACAUUAUGCAUUCAGUUCUUGAACAGAGAAAACAAUGACAAAAACAAUACAUUUCCGUUGGGAAAACAGAUUUGUUUUACAAUAGUAUGGGGCUGUGCGGAAACUUUACCUUCAUUUUUGACCGUGGCUAAUUUUGAAUUGUACACGGAUUGACUUUUGUGAUUACUACGUCGAAGUGUCCUCAGCAGUGGUUAAAAGUAAAGUUAACUAGUCUAAAAUGAUCUCGAACAGACUUCAGAGACAACGAAACAAUCAGUGGUUAAAAAAGGGUACAUUUUUGUCUCGCGCACACACUAAAUGGAUAACAUCUCUCUUUAAUCAAUGACUGAGCUCAAAAUUUGUUUCUCUCUUUAUCUUUUUACACAUCAAGCGUAGCCGUGAGGAUGUACCACACCAAAUGCCUAUCUCUCCCUUCCCUUAAAUAUUCCUUUUGUUUCUUCGUUUCUUCAGCGUCUCUUUCCGAAAAUAUGGUGGUGAAUGGAACUUCUCACGAAAUCAUUCGUCCAGUCCCUCGCCGGUUUGCGGUCGGAAGUGCGGGCGCAAGUCGCCAUGAGAUCCCUGGUCAUUCACGGCCCCAGAGGACCCUGAUAAAUCCUUUUAAGCCGAACGAGAUUCCUUGUAACUGGACGUGUAAUCGACAUCGGUGGUCACAUGUUUUUCCCAAGGGGCCUGGGGGAGAGGUUCUCCAUCGACACUAUGAGAAACUCUCACCAGCUGAAAGCAACCCACAAAUUAAAACUGAGAAGGUAGGUUUUUUUUCAAUUCUUCAACUCCUAGAAGUGUAUAACAUGUAACUUCUUCCUUUAAUAUCCAUACAUUAUCUAGCAAACAGAGAGUGAGAAUACUCAAACUUAUCAGAUUGAAGUAGUUAUCUUGAUCUUAAACCAAAUCUUGGAUUACUUUCGAUGCUCGAGAGACAAUUUGUUGAAAACGCGUAAGACUUUGACACGAUAUUUGAGAGUUUGCUUCUAACUGGUCAAUUCUGGUUAAGUUGUUAGGGCGAGAUUUUAAACCAGACACCAAGAAACCCACGUAGCAGAGUAACGAAAAUAAAAAACACAACAAUUCUCAGCCUCCACACCUUCGCCUAAGGCUUAGGAUCAGGAAAAGCGAUCACCAUUUGUUGAAUUUAAAUCCACUCAUUUUCUAUCUUCAUUUGUAUUUCAGUCACGUAGUGUCGAAGAAGCAGCACUUGCCGUCGUGGCAGCUCGCAAACAGGAAAUGUCAGAAGUAAAGUCUCGGAGCAUUUCGGAGGAGCAAGACUUAUUGGACCCACUGAUGAUUAGUGAAGAGAAUGAAGAUACAUACGAAGAUGACGCCUUCAUCCCAGAACUAUCGUCGGGUAUUCUAGGCCAUUUUAGCCCGAUUUCCGAACUAACAAAGACAUCACAGAAUACGACACCGAGGCGCCGAUCUCAGCUACCACGAAUUAAUUUAUAUCGAGGGGUAGAGAAAACUCCCGAUGAACAUGAUUGGACAGCUGCUGUCAAGACGAGUGUGGACUGGAAAUCGCUGACGUGUCCUGCUCUUUUACCUCUGACCACAGAUUACAGUCCAAGCAAACAGACACUGGAAUCCGAUUACUGUGAAUAUAAUUACACUCUGUUAAUUGAAGUAGAAGAAGAAUAUACAGAAGAGAAGAAGAUUUCUGGCUGGGGAAAACAGGAAAGGUACACACGUGCCUGAUUUUUGUCCAUGCGUCAUACGCAUGGACAAUUCUCAAUUGAGUGUCGAAAGUAAUCUGGGAUUGCUUUGUUUUGUUUUACUUCGCUCUGUGGUUGGUCCAGAAAACUCACGCCACUCUUUCAACCAAUCAAAUGCAAAACUUAAACUAAUCAAGACUUGGUCAUCCGCGUUUUCGCGCGCUUUAGGCAGUUUGGUCGGUUUUACUUUGAGUUCUCAUUGCCACUAGAAGGUAUUUUCCUGCUUCUGAUUGGCCGUUGUGAAUACUUUGGUUUUGCUUUUAAGACAGCCAGUCGAAACACGCUCCAUUUUCUUUCGGUCUGAUUGGCUUUUGUGAUAAACUUGGUUUUGGUAUGACCAAACUUAAUCGAAUUACACUCGUUUAGCCGAAAACAGUACUUCCACUGUUUCAUUUUUUUCCAUAAAAGUUCAGGUAAACUUUAAGAUUCUUUUUUCUUAAAAUACUUAGUCAUCUUGCCAUUAACCAUUUUGUCCGAUCUGUUCCAGCUAAUAAUUGCCUUUACGUAUGCUUAUUUUUUAUGGAAUGAUACUUCUCUAGUCUGCCGGAGGAAGAUUCACAUGGGGUUCCCCGGGGUUUAAGCGCGGAGAUGUUAUUCAUGGAACUUGUCUCGCAACGAAUUCGAAAGGUAUUGGCCAUUUUCACCCUGAUGUCAGUAAGCAUAUUCCCUACACUGUUUUCUAUACACUACCUAAGGUGCUGACAAGGCGAAUUUGUUUAACGAUUAAUAGUUUCUGUAGUUGGUGAUCGUGUACUUUAUAAAACCUUUAACUAACAAGAUCUGAUUUUUAAUUCUCCCCUCUAAUUGCUAAUCAUGUCAUUCUAAAUAAGUGACAGUUUUGAACCUUAUUCAAGAUGCAUUCGUUUUUCUUCUUUCCCAUGUUGAUAGGGAUUUCAGUUGACCCCACUAAAGGGUAAACCAGCGCCUCCUAAUAAGCCCCAGUCCAUCGCGGCCAUACCAGCCAAGUCAGAUCACCAGGAAUGCUUUCUUAGCAUUGGACGGAUCUCGCACAAGUUAAGCUUGACUUCACAUGAGGUGACAGUGACCAAGUAUAGACCACGCCAUCAAUUUGGUUCGCAACCUAUCAAAUACAGGUAAGAUUGCUAUAGCAAGUUCUUUUACGGUAUCUUUGAGGCCAUCUUCUAGUGAUUUGUUGGAACUUCGGUCCAACCGUAUCAUUGUUAAAUGAAAUUUUCGCUUGCUUUUCAACCCCUUAGAUCCAAAAGCACCAGUGUUUUCUCGCUCCUCGGAUUAUUUGAUUUGUCACGGGCGCCCUGUGAGACUUUGCAAGGUAGCCUGCGUUGCGCGCAGACCGCCAGCAACGCAGGCUAUUGCAGGGCGGCUGGGAGUAAUUGGGUGCUAUAAACACAUGCACUUCUUUGUUUGGUUAUUGAAUUGAUUUCCUCUUCGUUGUUGACUUAUUUUUUUCAUUAUUCUUUGUACAUAGUUAUCGCCUUUGGAUCCCACAAAGAAAACUGUUUGAACAAAAUUAUGGGGAAUUCCGGCAUGAAGAAAUGGAAAAUUAUAACUGGAACUACUUGGACCAACAUCUCUGCGGAGAAAGUGAAUUUAAGGAGCUUAUUGAGGUACUUCUAUUCUGCUUUUGUUGCUGAAAUCGGCGACUUCGUCACUCUAGAAGUAAAGUUCUAAAGACAUCUACUUGUCAGAGUAGUAGCUUCUUUACAGCGCUCGUCAAAGCAACAAAAUGCAUUUCGUUGACAGAUCGAAUUAUCUCGACAAGCAGUUUCGUUACAAAAUAUAUUUGUAACUUCAUGAUAAUUUUAGCAUUAUGAUUUGUGAUCAUUCAUUGAUAUAUCUUGCUAGUUCAGUGAAUUUUACAACUAAGCCGCUGCUGACAUGGUUUGAUGCUACUCUGGUUUACAGAUUUAAUUAAUGUAACCGAAGAAGUAACAAUUCAUAGACCCAAAGUUUCGACACUCCUGUCUAGUGCCUUCAUCAGGGGUGAUCUAAACGCUGCAACAAGAAGUCCUUUCAUACGAUAACUAAUUAGCUGCCUUUUUUCUGACGAGGUAUAAAUAGGCGUCACGAAGUCAGCUGACUGUCUACCAUCUUCACUCGAUUCGAAGGCUGAGGAGAGAAAAUAUGUUUCUAAUGUCUUAAAGGCGAAUGGCUAUACAAAAACUUUUCUCCGUAACUGCCAAAAACCAGGUACAACUAGUAGCACUCCUGAUGAAAGGGAACCAGCGAAUGGUUUUGCUGUUAUUCCUUACAUUCAGGGUGUUACGGAACCCAUCAAGAGAACUUUGAAUAGCCACAACGUUAAAGUUGCUCAAAAAUUUUUUCAGACUUUGGGGCAUAUUUUUUCCAAACCUAAGGAUCCUGUCACGAAAGAACAACGAACUGACGCUAUUUAUUAUUUUAUUCCUUGCAAUGACUGUGACAACGAAUACAUCGGACAAACCAAACGUCAGUUUGGUACAUGCUUGAAAGAGCAUCAAAAAGCGGUUUUCUUUUGCAAAAAAGGAAAUUCAGCUUUAUCGGACCACACAUGCCUAACUAACCAUACAAUUGGGUGGGAUAAUUCUAAAAUUAUCACCACUAAUCGGUGUUACCACCAGCGCCUUUGUUUGGAAGUUCGGCAUAUUAACUCCGCUCACGCUCAUUUAAAUCGUGAUGAUGGCGGCCUACUUCCUGACGCCUAUUUCACCUCGUCAGAAAAAAGGCAGCUAAUAGGUUUUCGUAUAAAAGGACCUCUUGUUGCAGCGUUUAGAUCACCCCUGAUGAAGGCACUAGACAGGAUUAUCGAAACGUUGGGUCUAUAAAUUGUAACUUCUUCGGUUACAUUCAUUAAAUCUGUAAACCAGAGUAGCAUCAAACCAUGUCUGAUUGUUCACCUGGUUGCCAUGUGAACUUUAAUACAUUUUAAGCCGCUGCUGUUGGAUUAAAGCCUAUUAGCUAGCUAAUGAACAUUUUCAUAGUUUCAUCAGAGCGAAUCGCCAUUCCCUCUGACGAAGGGCUAACACUCAAAACGUCAGCUUUAAAACUCUUUACGGAGGCCAAUUUACGUUAUCAACUCAUUUGUUAACACAAAUUUACCCUGUUAUUUAUUUUAAGUUGUUUUUGGUUUUUGUCCAUGCUCUGAGGGUUUUUCAUUUGUGUGUAUUUUUUUCUAGAGUCUUCAUUAUUGGAAAGCACGUUUCUUGCUAUUGCCAUUUUUGCCGUUGUCUCAGCGUCAAGUGAAAGGAUCAGGUCGUGAGGAAAAGAAGAAAACAUCAACUCAGCAGGCCGACGUAGUGGAUGGAAUCGUGAGGUUCCUUGAGGUGCUAAAUCGAAUAAAACGUCAUCAAACUCAGAAAACUCCUACAACCCCUAAGGUAAAUUUCAUAGAGAACAGCUAUCAUAAGUCUCCUUCGCAGCCUUUGUUUUAUUGUUGUCACCCAACGCGCUCUCUCCCUCACCAAAGGAGACAACUGUCACACAAUGCGCUCUCUCUCACAUUAAACAACGGCUGCGAAUAAGACAACUUUCAUAUUUAAGAAGCAUGCAAUAAUACUUUAUUACACUUUUGGUUCGAGUGCCUUUUUUCUUCUCGUUUUCUCCUGAGUGCGUCUUUCGCGACCUAGCGACCGCGUAGUAAGAAGCAACAAGUCAGAUUUAAGAGCAUAGUGGUUAAAAUCCACACCUGUUUCGAGGCCAAAAUGACUCAAAAACCACACACCAGGGGCGGCACAUAAUCCUUUAGCCUAUAUAAAGGGAUACUCCUUUUGGUUCGGCCCCUCUUUGAUUUUUUUUAUUGGCUCCUGUGAUUUCUAUGGUUUCGGUUUUAAAACGCUCAAUCAAAACAUGCUCUGUUUAGUUUAUGGGUUGUUAACCCUUUGACUCCCUAAAAGUGACUCGCAUCUGGUAUCUCCUUACAUUUUCACCCCUGAAUCAAACAUUUAGGUAACGAGAAUAAUGUAAAUAAUCACCAACUAAAGAAGCCCUUGAUUGUUAAUCAAUCAAAACUUCUCCUUGUCAGCAUUGCAGGAGAUAUAUGUAUGGAUAAUUUGUAUACUGAUAUUAGGUUGUGAAGGGUUGAGCUUCCGCCUUGUUUUAUUCAAAGGAUUCUAAUCAUUUUUUUUUCUUGUAACGUGUUUAUUGAUUUUCUAUUUACAACAUCUCGUUAGGAUCGAAAACAGUCCGAUGUGUCUAUACCAACCCGUCGAAUCAAUAAACAACUCGAGCAUAAAACAUCCCGACCCAUCCCUUGUGAGUUAACAGUAACAAGAGAAAACAGUUCUGCUCCCAGUAGUCCGUUGACCAACGGAUCGCGGUCGUCCUCGGGAAUAGGGGACGAACUUGGAAGUCCAGAUUCACAUGCCAGUCCAUCUCGAGAGGUCGCUGGGUAAGUAGGUGUUUCAAUGGCUGAUAUGAUUUUUCCCUGCUAACCAUAAAAAUUACUAUUUCCUCGGUUGUGAUUUGUUUUAAAAGACUCCUAUUUUCCACUAACUCACUCGCCAAGUUGUUAUCGGAAAGUUUGUAAUAGGAUAGCUCAAUAAGCCAAUCACAUUCAAGGUUGUAGUUUAAGUCAACCACUCACAUUCAAAGUUGUAGUUUGAAUCAACCAAUCACAAAUUUGGUUUCAAUUACCAUAAAGAGUGUGUACAGACUACUAAAUUUUACAAUUUACGCCUCCUUUGCCAGUCUUUUAAUGCAAAUUUUCCCUUUCUUUCAUAACUUCGCUAUUCUUCCUUUUUUUGGAAAUUGUAAUUUUGUUGGUAAUAAGACUUCGUGUCGUCCAAUUCAGUCUGUUAUCAAACAAAUCGAACUCCCGCUGCGCGGUCGUCCAAUUUUGUUAUCACUCGUAUUACAGCCCGAAUUGGACGACACGAAGUCCUAUUACCAUUACUAUACCCUAACAUCGAUUCACGUGGUUUUACUUUGUAGUGAGCAACCUAAAACGGUCGAUGACGCGUCAGUGAAACUCGACAGAGGCAAACUCUGUAUAGAAUCACCGCUGGAGAGUGUUGCAGAGGCCAUGUUGGAUCCUGGGUAGGUUUCCCUGUAAUUUACAUGAGGCACUUAUUGUAAGUCAGAAGUCACCGACCAGACCUGUCAAUCCUAUGAAAGUGAAGGGCUGUGAUAUAAACUAACUGGGGCUCUGCUUUUAGGCCUGGCUAAAUCUGUAUGUCACGACACCAGUGCGCCUUGUUUCUCAUUUUGCGGAAUUUCAGAUAUUUCCUUUUAUUUGAGAUCCACAUUUGGGUCACAACAGUUUUCGCUAGCUACCACAUGACCCUAAGUUAAAUACGGCAAACACUUGUAAAAACCCUCCAAGGCUCACAGAAACUCCACUGGAACCGCCAGAUAUUGUAAGUUAUGAUACUCAGAACCAACCCAUAACGUCCGCCUACACGUCUUGCUAUGAAGGAUGGCAAUAAGAGGUUACUUAAUAAAUCUGAGGCGUGUGGAACAUGUGAGUCAUUCAGUCUUUAGUUUCACGGAUCUCUCCGCCAGUGGAGCUAACGCCACGACGCGAUAUAUUACUGCGCGGGCUUUGCUUUCAAGGACAAACAAUUAACACCGUUUUAGACAGAAUAGCCAAUAUUAUUUGAUGUGAUGUAGUUAGGCAGCUCUAAACAAUAAUAGAAUAAUUUCGCAAUUAACCAACCAUGCGAGCCAGUUCUGACCUACACAACUAGAAUCACUCUCGCCUUUCUCUGGUUAAGAGAAUAAAAAAGAAUUUCACACUUUAAAUAUGUCCAUAUUUGGUAGAAAUGAAUUUGGCACCCACCGUCUAAUUAUUCGACAGAAAGGGCAUGACUUUCCUACCAGAGGUCAAGGGGCUAAAACCCGCCAGCUUUCUGAGUUCGGAAGCGAUUUCAUGGAUUUUACUCAACGUGGAAGGAGUUAAUGCCAAGGAACAAGCCACUCAACUCUGCCAGGUCAGCGGUGAUGUCUUCUUGAAGUUUAAUGUUGGGGGUCGGGUAGGGAAACAUUUAUCACUUUAUGCAAGAAGAAACGAAGAUGCACUUUUUAGUGGAUUAUUCUUUUCAGUUUUGAUGGAGUUUUAGUCUCUCUAAAGUGGAAUAGUAUUUGAAAGAUCUGCGCAUAUUGCGCUCUUAUAACAUUCCUGAAAAAUUCCUGGAAUCAAAAAUUUUCUUCCAGCUUAAUUAAACGCUCGUUAAAGAUUUUCUUUCCUAAUCGCGCGAAUUCUCGGAAUGUCAUGCAUGUAAGGAAAGCUGUUAAAUUUUUCUCAUUUGGAAAUCACCAUUUCAAAGCAUUGGGUCGUGGUAUCUUAUUCUUACAUAUUUACUCGAGGACACGUUCAAAGGAACCUUGUCUGGCACACGCCAACUUAUAAAAUAGCAUAUUUGGCAUCGGCAGGUCAGCUAUACAUCGCGGAAAAAAGUUUUUCUAAGGUCAGAAGAGAGUCAUUGAAUCUCUGUAUUGAGUCGCGAAACUUCUUUCGCUAUGUAUUUUAAAUCAAACUGCGUUGAGGUGAUUUCCAAACUCUUUUGAAUUCAAACUUAGAAAUUGUUUGAAGGGGGCUUUAUCAAACAUGCUUCCGACAGCACCGCCCAGAAACUGGUAGAGGGAUUUGUCAUCUUUUAUUUCACUCCAAAGUCGUGUUGGAGAGAGAAAACGGAAGGUAAGUUUAAUUUGGCCACUUUUUGAUGACUGAUUAAAACGAGUAAUUAAGUUUGAACGGUUUACUUGGUGUUAGCCAUGUGAUUUCUGAAGUCGACACAGCGUAAGGGAUCCGAAACAUGUCCAUGAAACAAUUUCUGCUUCGUGUUCCUACACAAAUUCCGGCUCUAAGACCCCGUAUCAUAUUGUUGUAUCAUAUCCCUGCACAUUUAACCCGGUUCGUGUUCCUAGAAAAUCUAAUUCGAAUCCACGAGCUUAUGGGAGCAGUGUUAACAAAGGUAUAGGUAAGAAAGUAUUGUGGUCGACGCGGUGGCUUAAUGGUUAGUGUGCUGGACUGUGCAUCGAGAGACCUAGGUACGAGACCUAGUCCAGUCAAUGUGGUGUACAUGUGUUCUCGGGAAAAACACUCUACUCUCUCACACAGCGUCUCUCCGCCCGGGAACAUAACUGGGUACCAGCGAAUUGUCAGGGAAGCCUGAUGACGUCGCGAUGGACUUGCCGGGGGGGGGGUGUGUAGUCCCAGUCGCUUCCUGCUACUGUUUGAAGCCGGAAUAACCUCCGUCUGGGUAGGCUUCUUGGUUGGAAUGAAGAUUUAACUUUACUUCAAGAACGUGUUAUAAUAAUUCUUUAUACUAAAGUCACGCUACAAAUCGAAUUUUGAAGUUGUUCUUAAAGGCGUUAAACAGGAAUAAGCAAUCAUCAGCUUUCCUCAAUAACACAACGCAGAAGCAUUCCUUUUACUGGCUAAAAACAAGCGUGUCUCCUAAACAGUUAAAUGCUUUGGUUAGUACAGCCAACCAUCACAGACACGUCUUCUAAAAAAGAACAUAUUUGAUCUUUGAUUUUCAGAUAUGCUGGACAACAUCGAUCGCCCUCUUGUAUCUCGCCAAGGUUUUAUCGACGAGCAUCGUCUGCGGUCGGAUCGUUUUCAGUCUGAUCUUUUACAGGCCUUUCAAAUUGAUUGGUUCGAGGUCGCUAUCUGGCCAACCAAAUCUGAAAAGGAGACCCCAGAGUUCUUAGCGCCUGAUAUAGAGAUCGUUGCAAGUCCGGCGUGCUCUUCGGUUCGGAAGCCGCGCACUUGGACAAGAUCGGCUCGUCGCAAUUUCCAUUCGGAGAGUGGUUUGUAUAAAUUAUUAAUUUCAAUUGGUCAUGCCUAGUUGAGUGAAUGAUGGAUUGUAACUGUUUUCACCACAAACGAUAGAUAGUGUUUGUAUCUGUUGGGAAUUUUUUUGCACUUUAGCUAUCAAAAACUGGGAAGGAUUUAGGGACUAGUCAUUUAUCGCCUGAGAGGGAGGGAUGGUGGUGGAGAUUUUGGAGGAUCCCAUGUGUUCAGGGGAACGGAGAGGGUAUCAUUCGUCGCCACCAGAGUACCGAGGGGGGCUAUAGCAAAGUGACUACCGAGCAACUGCCAAUAGGGGUGGGGGUGGGGGCAAACAACAUUAUAGAACCUUAUUGGGGGAGCAGGUUAUUUUUUAUCGUCACCCAACCAAAAUGCUUCAAUACCCCCCUUCCACCCCUCCCAGGCGAUAAAAAAAUAACCAGUCCUCCAGAAGCUCCUUGCUCAAACAUAGAUUGGGCCAAAAACGUGCCUCAGUUGACAGUUGACUGUAUACUUGCGCUAUGCAGGUUAUGGCUGCGAUCCUGCUUAUAAAUUUGUCACGUUAGAUGCUGAUCCUUAUCACAAGAGCCCACGCCCAGAAUCUUGCACAGUUCGUUAUCACGGCAACUUCUCCCCUCUUCAUGCAUUUGAGAUCGAACUUCAUUGGAUCGCGGCAACUGGGUGCAUCGUGGGCGACAUGGUAGGGAAAUAAAAUUAAUUCUGCAAAGAAGGAACCAGUUUCAUUUUAACCCUUUAAUUCCUAGAGGCGUUUAACAUGUUACUUCUCCCUAUAAUAUCCAUACAUCAUCCAGCAAACAGUUUAUGAGAAUAUUCAAACUUAUCAGGGAGAGGUUGUUAACUUGAUCUAACACCAAAGUCUCGUAACUAAUUACAGGGAAAUGUGUAGCAGCUAAAGGGAGAAUCAACAAUCUCAUCUUGGGAGUUAAAUGGUUAAUUGUUAAUAUUCUCUAUGUUGUAAUUUUUCUAAGAGCACCUGAUUCAGUUGGCUUCUCACUCAUGUCUUCAGGUUAGUUCUUGGUCGAGGAAGGCACCGUCUUGUGGUUUUCAUCUAGUCCCCGUCCCAGUAAGUCCAUUUCCUGAUCCAAAAAGUAAGAAUGUGGAUCCUUUUCGUUUACCGGUUUUCAUUCAGCUGAAUCUGUCCAACUGCACCGCAGACGCAAGCAGCCUGUUUGAAGGUACAAGUAACAUUUUAAUUAAAGAUUUAGAAACAAGCUGUUGCGAAAUAAAUAAAUCUAACUCUGUGGCUGCUUGAGUUAGCCAACAACAACUUGUAAUCAUUUUCGUAGAAUUUGAAUGUUCCACCCGAAGUCGAAGAUUGUUUUUGUUCUUGGAAGCCAUUCUUCAAAGGUGAGUACCUUCUUUGAUCAAUAUUUUUCUUCUGGUAUUAUUACCUUACUUUAAGAGGAUUCUUGAUCAUGGAAUAUGGAGGAAUUAAGAUGAAAAAGAACGUGCAAGGAAUAGAGAUUUUUGUGUUGAUAAUUGGAUAAUUGGAUAAUUGGUAGGAGAUGAAUGUCGGCGCGCUGAAAUCCGAGAAGAGAGGACUGGGUUCGAUACCUGGCCAGGUCAAUAUGUUGUGUUUUUGGGCAAAACAUUCUACUUUCAUACUGUCUCUCUCCACCCUGAAAAAUGAGUACCGGCGAAUUGCCAGGGAAGGCUGAUGAAAUGCUUGGGGGGGGGGUUAAUCUUGCGUUUGGCUAACAUCCCAUUCAAGGGGUAGUAGAAGUACUUCUAACAAGCACCGGCUGGGUUACUAAGCUCGAAUACAGACUCAACCAAACUUAACCCAAUAGACUAAUUUCUAUUGGUGAUACAAGGCUAACAAGGUUGUUGAACGCCCUUUUGGUGCAUUUCAACUGGAAAGGAUUCUCUCCUUGAGCUUUGUUUCGUGUAUUUUUUUUCUUUCAAGGUUUGGUUAUAUCCGGGAUACACCUUAUGGUUCAACGCACGUGAGUACGCCUAUGAUGCAAGUGACUCCAGUGCAGUGUCGAGAGAACGACUACGUGCACACGAGCGGAGUUGCCUUUGUCCGAAUCCUCCUGAACUGGGACGAAGAUGAGGAUCCUGUCGAGAGUGGUCCACCCAGGCCAGAGAAAGGGCAACUGUCGAGCUCUUCCUGGGGGUUUUAUUGGAUGCAGAACUAUAUGUUGACAAAGCGGUGGCGCUCCGCGGCGACGGGAGAUAAUGAGGCUGCUGACAAACUGCGGGGUGAACUGGAAGACUUCUGUGCAGAUAAAGAAGGUGUUCUGAGUAGCUUUUGGGAGUCUUGCCACGAAGCUGCUAGAAGAGAAGCACAAAAACGAAUUGAAAAAGACGAGGCCGAAGCCAAAAUGAACUAUAAAGAGACGUCAGAAAUAACUCGACAUGAAGAUAGCUACGAUCCGCAAAAUCUGGAGCGUGGUUAGAUUAUUAUUCCAAUGGUAAAUGUUUGAUCACUCAGUGGGAAAUCGAAAGGUUAAAUCUCAUCGUUACAUCGAUCAGUAAUGGUAUCUUGAAAGAUCUGCGCAGACGACGCGUUCCAUUACGUUGUCGAAAAGGCUGGUAAACUGAUCAUACCAUUCAAGGCAAUAGCUCUUUGCUUUUAAACCUCCUGACAAGAAUCUAUGGAACAACAGAGAAAACUAAGUUGGUCACCUAACGAUCCCGAAGGGAAAUAGUAUGGUAAAGAAUUUAAAAAUGGGAAGGGAAGUUUCUUGAGAUCUCAUUUAUCAAUGGUUUUGUCUGCCUGUAGCCAUCGUUAGCCAUGUUGCUCACUUAGUAUUAGGAGUCACUCCGUUAAAAGUAAGUCCAAAAUUAGAGUCUGAAAUCCCGAAUAAAAUAGUGUUGCGUGAUUUGUCUACAUAAAACGUUCAUCAAUAAUCUAAACGUUCACGAUUUACUUUUGUUUAAUACUUAAAAUUUUGCUUAAAGAAUCGAUCGUCGAACUGCAGUUUAUUAUCGUCUUAUUUGCCCAAUUCGACAGAAAAGUACGCGUUAAAAUUAUCGUUUCAUACGAAGAACCAGUAGUGAAGGUAUUGACACUAGGGAUGGGAAAAUUAUUUACUGCCCAUGUAUACCCAAGAUAGUUAUUUUAAUUUAAUGAUAGAUGUAUGUAAAGACA